AUGGUCUUCACGCAUGCGUGCUUCUGCCCUGGCACCACUUGCUCGUACGGGCCUCCCGGAUCUUCGUCCGCCACUCCAUCCGUGACUUCUUCGGCAGUCGCGUCCGAAACCGCUGCACCCCAGCCUUCGCCGCCUGCUCCCUGCACUUGUACUCUUGAGUCCUACAUCAUUGUCGCUGCCACAUCCGUUGCCCUGACCUUGGUGGUUGUAAUUGUUACUCUUUGCGCUCUCCGCGCCUUCAUGCUCAAGCGAUCCCGUCAAGACGGCUCUCAGUACACGCCGCUGCAAAUGUUACACUCUGAUAUACAGGACUGCAUUUUUGUGAUUGAGUUGUUCAUGAUUCAUUCUUCCUUUUCCAUGUCCGAGCAGUUCAAGUGCUUUGCCGACGAGAGCGUGUUCGCAUUGCACGAGCUGCUGCUCGAGCCGCAGGAGACCAUCCCGCUGCACUUCCGCCAAGAUGCAGGCUUCCGUCUGCCGGCAGACCGAUGCGGAUGCCAGGGCUACGAAGUCCUGCUCAAGGACGGCGGUAUUGUCGGCGUCAAGCUUGCAUUCAGCGCAAAGGAGCCGCUGGACAAUGUGUGGUUUAUUCCGCGAACUGCCACAAGUAAAACACACCUCGCCAAGGGUGACAUGGACAUGCACGCCAUCCACCUGGGAAACUUCAAACCAAGCGAAAGUAACAAUGGCUCAUUCGAAACCAUGUUCAAGUGGAAGUUCCCAAUCGUCGCCGAUUGCAGCCUGCAUGAAACCAAGAUGCCAGGACAAGCAAGCCGCCCGUCGCAGCCGCACGCUUCACUGACGUCGCAGGGGCUUGACAAGCUGGGAAGCACCUCGUUAAUGUUAACGCCAACGUCCGCGCUGUCGGCGGCCUCUUCCCAGCACAGCAAAAGCAGUAGCUCAUCCUCCCACCUUCCUCUGACGGCUGGUUCAUCCGAAGUGUCACCACGGCGCACAUCAGAUGCAGAGCAGAGCUUUACAUUCAACUCACACGCCGAUGCGAAAUCAUCCGUCAGUUCCUCGGAUGACUUGUCGCCUUCCUCUCCCUCCUCCCCGAAUGUCAACGACCAGCGCAUGAAUCUGGUCCGGAUGCAUGACACUGCCCAGGACCAGCAAUGCAGCCUCAGCAAAGCCAUCAUGGGCCUCGUGUGUGAAGCGUCCGAAUCGGACAUUGCCGACGAUGACAGUGAAGAGCCUACGAGCCCGAACAGCGAUUCAGCCUCGUCCAAGUCCAGAGGGAGUGUGUUUAGCGUCGUCAAGCAGCGGAUAUCGACGAUUGGCCAGCGUCUGGGAGGAGGAAAAGCAUCCAAGUCUACGCGCUCCUUGGGCCCUCCUUCUUCCCCGCCAUCCCGCAAGCUUUCUCUGGUUGAAUCCAACGAAGUUGUUGCGACAAACCAGCAAACUGACUUUUCCUCCGAGCUCGGCGAUGAAGAGAGCAUCACCGAGCUUGAAGUCGACGAUGCCGGCGAGCUGGUUGCCGUCCAUGCCUCGUCCCCUCUGCUACUCUCCAAGAAAAACUUUAAGCAGUAUCGGCACGACGGUCGUCUGACAGUGUCACAGCAGUUCUAUAUUGUCGAAGGAGGUGGCCGCGUGCUGGCUCGGCUGAGGAUGCGAUUCAUUGCCACUUGUGCGCCAAUCCCGCCUCUUUGCUCGUACUGCCGCAAGAGGUUUGCCAAGUUGCGGUCUUCGUCCAACGAGCAGGCGCGCCUCGCCCCAAAGCAUCGGCAAACGGCCGACGUGCUAUUUGUGCGCUCUGAUCCCUGGAAGCAAUCUCUUUUCUACAGCCUGAUGAAGCGAGACGAUGCGCAAGUCAUCCCAUAUGUGAAAUUGAUCGAAAUGCAGGAGCGCAUGUUUGAGCACCCAAGCGCCCCUCGCGCCGUUGCUGCAACUCCCGACGACAUCAAUGAGGACUUUGAUCCUGAAGAGCAUCGCGACUUUCCUUCCGGGAUGCCUGCACAUCAGCGAGUCGGCAAGUUUUUAAACUUUACCGACUUUGAAACUCAAGUUGCCAAAAUGGUCAGUGUUGAGCAGGCAGACUCGACCAGUUUCUUGGAAGCACGAGACGGCGCAAAGCUCGCAUACCUACUUUUCAAAGCCUCGGCCGAACCGGUCGCAAUUGUGCUGUUUAUCGCGACAUUUGGCUUUGGUAGUGCCUGGUGCUUGGAUCUUGCCUCGCGACUUGCGAAAAACAAUCCCUUCCACGUCAUUGUGCAGUACGAGCGAGGCCAUGGUCCAGCUCUCGAUCCGAGCGGAGAUGCUCCGUCGAAAGAAGCGCUCUGGCGUGACAUGCGCACCAUGAUCCGAUACCUGCGGUGGAACUAUCCUGCGCUUCCGCUUGUUGUCGGAGGUCACAGCAACGGGGCUGGCAAGCUACUAAACUACAAUUCGUGGAAGUCAAGCCUGCCUGCAGAUGCCAUCUUUCUGAUCAGUCCAUUCCUGCACGAGCUGAUGCGCAGCCACAAGCGCAACAUGACCAAGAAGGAUCACUUCCAAAGAAAGCUAAACUCAAUGUCGGGCGGUCGACUCGCCGGGCACUGGAUUGCGCUUGAUCUGACCAACCAUGUCGCACGAAAGGAAAUUGCCGGACUUUGCGUUCCCACGCUCAUUUCUGUGAAUAUGAUGGCGGCAGUGCUGAUCAAGGAUGCCAAAGCGGCGUUUUCAGCCAUCUCGGUUCCCUUUGCGCUGUGGGCGGGUUCCGAGGACGAGCUGUUUCCGUCGAAGGAGGUUCUUGCUGCUGCUGAUUACUCUCCAUCGCAGAGCAAGUAUUGCAUUUACAUGCAGGUUGCUGAGGAAAUCGAGGGCGGUACGCACGUCGGAAUCGUGAAUAUGAUCGAGGACCAUCUGGCACCGUGGAUUAAGCGCAUCAUACCACCAAUCAAGGCACGUCUGGACGCCGAGCUUGCCAGGCAGGCUGCCGUGCGUGCCGCUCGACGCGAGCGUGAAACUGCAGAGGCUCCUUCAUCCUCGUCACCACCAGCAUCGACCAGCCCUAGCUCUACGAAAUUGGCAGAGGAGCGGUCUAGCACACCAUCCAUUUCAGUUUCGGCAACUGUUGACGUUUAG
This is a messenger RNA of Capsaspora owczarzaki ATCC 30864, 3060 nucleotides long. RefSeq lists its product as hypothetical. The transcript has 12 exons. The record is from RefSeq and is a predicted model, not a curated record. Bases 1 to 3060 code for a protein of 1019 amino acids. NCBI's taxonomy places the organism in Eukaryota, Filasterea, Ministeriida, Capsasporidae.